AUCGACUAAUGCUUCGGAUCAAGGGAGGUAAAGCUAUUGGUGCCUUGAUUGGCAACAGUCCUUAUCUGCAUCUUAUCCUGCUGGCAACUUGCGCAUUUGGAAGUGCGUGAACAGCGACAUUUGUACCUAGUUGCAAACAGCAACCUAACAGUUUUAGGCCACCUUUGGACAACAAUCUUACUGAGCCGCUCAGUAGCAUUCCCUUGGUUCCUUUUUUGGAAGCUUGAGCGACAAACAACCGCCAAGAACUCUAAUCUAACACAGCCUUUGCUUUGGAUGUAACUGGAAUGGCCGAAGCAGUGGCCGGCGGUAACGAGGAGGAGGUCUGCGUUACAGAUAUCUCGUGUGGAAGCUCUCACUCUGUCGCCCUGCUAAGUUGCGACGUCGUUGCGUCGUGGGGUCGAGGCGAGGAUGGUCAGCUGGGCCAUGGGCAGGCGGAUGAGUGCAUGACUCCCAAGGCCAUCAGCACAUUGACCGACGCCGGAAUCGAGCACGUCGUCUGCGGUGCCGAGUAUACGGUUGCUGUGGCCCCUUCAAGGGGACAAAUAUACAGCUGGGGAUGGGGUGACUUUGGUCGGCUGGGUCACGGCGACUGCAACGACGUGUUCGUGCCGCGACCCAUCGCCUUCUUCACGGGUCGGCGUGUCCUCCGCGUGGCAUGCGGCGAUACACACACGCUGGUGGUGGUGGCAACCCCGGGGACCCCCGCUGCGGGCGGGGAGGGCACAGCAAACCCCCUAACAGCAACCGCAGCAGCAGCUGCAGGCCCCGGCAGCGGCGGCGGUGGAGGCGCGGGAGGGGAGUUGUACACGUUCGGUCGCAAUCAGAACGGGCAGUUGGGACUGGGUCACACGCACGACUGCUUGUCACCGCAGCGGGUGGUGGCGCUGCAGGGUGAGCGGGUGGUGAGUGUGGCUGCGGGCUCGGAGC
This is a messenger RNA of Astrephomene gubernaculifera, 930 nucleotides long. The record is from the annotation of a GenBank genome assembly. Lineage: Eukaryota; Viridiplantae; Chlorophyta; Chlorophyceae; Chlamydomonadales; Astrephomenaceae.